GAUGAGGCGGGAUCUUUUCAGCUGCGACUGUCAAGAUUGGCAAAGAGCUGGCGCUGCUGUGUGCAGGUAAAAAAAAGGAACAAGCGACACACAAAAAAAACAGAAACAUUUAUCCUGGCAGAAAGCGAGGAGGGAAAUGGAAACAGUCCGCCAGGUGAAACGCUAUCUCACCACUGAACCUCACAAGCGACGUGUUUAACUCGGGAGCAAAAAAAAGCGCAACACCUUCUGCUGCUGCUUGGAAGAAAGUGGCGUUGUGUCAACCAUCGUUCAGGCUCCCCGGGCACGCUUUGUACAGCAAGCAACUUGGACAGCUGCGUGUUUUCAAGCAAGCCAUCAACAAAGAAUGAAAGCAUUCAAACGAGGUGAGGUGCUUUUUAACACUGCUGCGCAAGGAUAAAACUCGCUGAGUGUUCGUCUACCUCCACGCCGUGUCUUCUCUGUUGGUUUUGCCUGGUAUGCGGGCUUUUUGUUGCGAGCAAAUGCGGCGUGUGUUUGUGUUUGAAUUUGGAGGGACAGCUAGCCAGCUAGUUAUCUGUGGAGGCAGGCAUGGUGUCCAUCUGGCGGAGUGACAUGCGGGAGGGAGGCUGUGUGCUUUUCUGCUCGCCUCCUUUGUGCGCCUCCAGAUGGCUAAUUUACCGAGCAGCUCCUCGGCUUGUCACGUUUUACCGUCACAUUUGACUCAGUGCUGUGUUUUAUCAAUCGUGCAUCAUUAGCCUGUAAGUGUGAGGUAAUGAUUUUGACAAAGUGAUAUGGUCGUAAGUUGAUAUUUGACUGCUUCUGACUGAGUCUUGUGAAAAGUUAGUUCAACAUUUCAACUCUUAUCCCUUGACCAUUUUGCUUACAUGACAUUAUUGUAUGAGAAUAACUCUCCCAAUGCACAGAUUUUCCUUUUUGAUUAGAGAACAACGUGUAAACAAACAAAAAAAAGUUGCCUCCCUGUGAAAUGCUGCAUGCAGCAGGAUUGACGUACUGUACAAAGCUAACAUCUGCGUGAAAUGUGUCUUGGCUUGUUCUAAAUCACUUCCACAUUGAAUGGGUGUUGAUACUUUAUGGCGAACCCUUUAAACGUCUAUCAAAUGAUGUUGCACAGAGCUGUGAGAAACUAAACUUUGUUGUGAGCUACACCAUGUCUCUCUCUGACUCAAGAAAGCUUUUGGUAUGUCUUGUGAAUGAGUCUAGACUUUUAAGCACAUUUUGCAGACAAAACACAACUUAACUGGCGAUGAAAUGUUACAUACUUGGAGUAGAUUAACAUAUAAAUGGGUUUUGAUCACUUAAAUCCACAACAAAGACUUGCAGGGGUGUUUCAGUGGGGUUAUACAAGAUCAAAACAGGGUAUUUCAAUUCAUUGCAACAGCUCCUGGGAUAGACUGAUACGUUUGCUAAUUACUUCGCUUAAUAUCAUAACAAAAACUCAAACGUAGUAAUUUCAUUUGCACUGUCUAAGUUUAAGAGCUUAUCGUGGCAAAGAUCCACAAUCAUCUGAUUGAUCAAUAUUUCUGUUGAUUGUGAAGAUUAAUGUGGCAGAGGUCAUUUUUGCAGACAUUGGGGUCUGAAUUAGCAUGUUUUAAUUCCUUUCCCUCUCUCCUCACUGUCUUAAAGACUUCCCUCCUUGUUCAGGAAUGCAGGAUUCAAAAGAUUUGUCAACUGCUGCAGCAGUCUUGAGCCCAAAUGGCAUGAGGUGAAAACAGCCUCCUUUGCAUGGUCAAUAGGCUCCUGGGCCACUGGCUACUGUGAUGCUGAUAUGCACACAAUCUUCUUUGUGAAGACAGGCGCUGCCCCGGGGGUCAGGUUUCACCCAGCCCCAGAGAAAGACAUUUACUGCAUUCUGCAGCCCACCCCUGGGAUCAGGCAUGCUCCAUUUUGAGGGGAGAUUCUCUCCAGUGGCCAACCAGUAAAUGACAUAAAAAAAGAACCACAACUGAGUUCAAACACAGUUGAGGGGUGUUGUUGAAAAAGAGAGAGAGAGAGUAAGACCCUUGGAUCUAAAUUUGAAUUGGUUCAGAAAAAGGCAUGUUAAAAGUAAGUGGAAAUGAUUAAUUAUAGCUGACUUUCUUAAAUGUUUGGUGCACACGUUUCCAGAAUUUGUGAUGAAGUAGAUUAAAUUGGACUUUGUGCCAGAAAGUGAAGUAAAACAAGCCAUUUUCGCAGAGGUGACAAUAAGAUUAAAGCCUUAAAGCAAGAUUUACAGCUCUCUUCUCUCCCCCUAACACUUCAUGUUUGAUGACAUAAAGAUAAAACAGAAAACCAAACUGAGAACCACCUUCUCAAAGCGAGUGACUCAUGGAUUUGACGCGGUGACAUCUUUUUGUAACAAACAGUGAGCUUGACUGACGUUUCUCCGCUCUCCCUCAGCUCUGGAAGAAGAACAUCGCCCAGAGCAGGAGCACUCCUCGGCCGUGUCGGACAGCGAUGACGGCUCCCCCCUCGACCUGUCAGGGAGAGGACUCUGUGGAAAGCGCCGUCGCCGCGGCAACCUGCCCAAGGAGGCGGUACAGAUUCUGCGGAGCUGGCUGUAUGAGCACCGCUUCAACGCCUACCCAUCAGAGCAGGAGAAACUGAGUCUGUCUGGUCAGACCAACCUCUCUGUACUGCAGGUAAGCAGAGGAGUUAUAUUUUUUUUACUGCUAGGGGUUAAAUAACUGUCUUUACAAAUUAAACCCGAUUAAAAAAUCAGCAUCAUUUUUACCGGUUUGAAAAAAGGAGGUUUAAAAGUGAUACCUUUUCUCUAAAAAGUAAAGUAGAUUGUUUGAUUUCCCCCUUUUUAAUAACUUCUGCAUAGAAGCUCGAUGAGCGUUAGACUUGACUGCAAAGCAUUAAAUAGGAUAAUUUAUUUUACAAAAACACUUCUGACAUAAGCACAGGUAAAGACCAACAGAGAAAUGCUGCUCAGAGGGGGUGCCAAAACAAACACACACCAAAAGUUAUACUGGGGGGGCUUCACAGAUACAAAUUGUAUAGAUAAAGAUAUUUAGUUAGGAUUUUGUUGUUGAAGUGAGGAUGGCCUUUGAGGACAGGAAGCUGCUGUGAUGCAUUAGUAUGAUCCUUUAUUUGCCGUCUUACCCUAUCAAAAUAACCAGUACAAUUUCUUUUGUGAAUUUAGAGAGCUUGUACAAAAAAAAAGACAAACAUUUUGUACUUUCAGAUAAUUAUAUGUAAUUUAAACAUUCCUGCGUAUUAUAAAACCUUUUCACUUUGUACUGCAUCAUGCAGCAAAGCCUUAAACCUCUGAGAUAUAAACCUCUUUUUAUUGAAAAUGAACUUUUAUCAUUUUCAAAGUUAAUCUAAUUAUUAUUCUGCCCUAAAAAAGUACUGUAUACUUGCAUGAAACAUUAUGCUCAGUACCUCUAAAGCCCCUGUGAGGAACUUUCAGUUUGUGGUGAUUUUGGCGCCCCCUGUUGACAAAACCACACCUUAUUUCUCUGCUGAUGUGUACCCUUUGCAUGAGUGAGUUGUUAUCUGUAACGCCAAAAUUAACCCUCUUCCUUUUUUAAAAGUCAGAUUAAUGACUGAACUGUUCAAGCUGUGUGGCAGUAAUAAAACAGUUGGGUCUUGUUGUGUUUUCACUUCAAUACAUGAAACAUAAGAUAUACUUGUUAUAUAUGAUGCAAACCUUAGGGCAGGGAGGUAAAAUCUUUGUGCAUCCUAGUGUUUAAAGCGCAAAUCCUUGACUGUUACCUGCAGAUAGAAAUAUAGUUUCAGGUUGAAAGUUAUUGUAUAUUGAGUAAUAUUACCUUUUUAAGAAAAUGUCAAAGCAAACAGGAAUCAGAUCGCACCAUUACAAUGUUGAAUAAACUGCAGCGAGAAUCGGACUUUCCCAGCCUUCCCUUCUCACCUCAUUGCAUCAGCAGUAGGAAUUUCCUCUUUCCCUCACAACACACAAACAUCCAGCGUUAGUGAAUGCAUCACAGAUCAACAUGAGGCGGCAGCAGAGCCUCUUGUCCUGCGCUCAGUUCUCUGGAAUGCUCCUGGCUGCCUUCUCAGUGGCUCAGCAUAUUUGAGCUCAGAGCUUCAUUAUUGCCAGCUGUCUGAGGGCUCUCAUCUCUGUCUGUCUCGCCCUCCUUUUCUGUUUCUUCUCUGUGUGGGAGGCUGGAACCACCAGAGGGGGUGAGAAGGGCCUCAUGUUCAGAUGUAGAUAAAGGGAUUGUGUAGGCGGUUGUUAAAUCACAGAGUGCGGAUCAUUUUUCAAGCUUGAGUGUGGUGUGCAAGGGUUGAGUUAUGAAUCUGUUGAGAGAAAACAUCCCUGUUAGCAGUUUUGAGUCAGUUCUUUUAAUGCUGGUCAUUCCUGCUAUUUCCCCAGAUCUGUAACUGGUUCAUCAAUGCACGCCGGCGCCUCCUCCCAGACCUGCUUCGUAAGGAUGGCAAGGAUCCCACCAAAUUCACCAUCUCCCGAAAGGUCGGCGGCAAAAACGAAGGCCCCUCACCCAACGCAGGUGGAGCCAGCUCUCCAGAAAGAAACUCUCCCACCAGCUCAAUUCAGCAGCGCCCUUCAGUCAUCCGCUCUGCUCCCACCUUGGACCUCAGCCUCCUUGGGAAUACGGCGACAGCUAUCCUGACAGGAGCAGGCUAUCCUGGAAAAGAUGGUUCUGUCCAGGCGCUAAUGAAGCUGGACACGCAGAGUCUUCUGAGAGAAGCAGAGGAGCAGCAGGCAUCUCAUACCAGCACCACAACAGCAGCUAGUCCCACCAGCGGCCUCUUCAACACGCCUCCCCCGACCCCGCCUGAGCUGUUCCCCACACAGGAUUUCAGCGACCUAAGGCUCCUGGUGGAUGCAGCUUUACAGAGGGCAGCGGAGCAGGAGAAUCAGAACAAACCUGCAAAGACUGGAUCAGUAGAGGCUUGCAGCAGUGACUUGGGACCAACUCCACCUCCUGAGGACACCCAGCAGGUCAUGGAUCCGUCCAGGGUGCAGAGUCUGAUGGAGAAGGCGAUGGCUACUCCAGCAACAUCUGUAACUUUAAUAAAGGAUCCAGUUCCCUUAUCGCUAGCAGCCUCUGUGCCCGCGCCAGCUCCAGUUUUAGUUUCAGCACCAAGGCAAUCUGUGCUCCCUGUGAAUAAAAUCAUUUGGAGCCCCUUGGAGAAGGACUCUGCCAGAUCUUCCAGUCCAAACCAGCCUCUUCUAAUCCCAGUGCCAGUGUCUGCCUCAGUCUUAGUACAGCCUAGUUCUCAGAAACCAGCCACUUCUCCAGUUAUUUCCCAAACUGCGCCCUCGACUUCAACCCCAAGUCCAACUCCACUGCCUCUUAUAUGUCCUGCAAGUGCAUCAGUACCAGCAACGUCACCAGUCACAGUGCCAUCGACAGUCUUUCUCCCAGCACAGCAAAGUUCCCCCUCCGUCACAGCUCCAAACCAGGCCUCAAUCCAAAGUGUGGAGCUUGUAACAUCAGCCCCAAGAGGAGUCCCACUUUACCUGCCGUUCCACAAGUCCCCUCUAAUCCCAGUCAGCGUUCCUUAUACAUCACCUGUCCCAACCCCGGCAUCAUCACAAACUCCAGUUCAGACCUCAGCCCUAUUCUCUGCACAAGCUCCCACUACCGUAUCCUCCCCAACACCAACAGUCACUCCUCCUCUAGGUCUGGCCUCUCACAAAACUCUCCAUCCUCUGGCCCCUGCCACCAGCAGCACCGCCACCACCAGCAGUAGCAGCAGCAGCAGCAGUACCACUCAGAGGAAUUCAGCAAUAGUGCCCGGUGUUUGGAGCAUGGUCCACUCAGAGACCAGACAGCCCAGCUCUCUUCAGGUGGUAAAGGCCCCUUUGAGCAAAGUGUGGGGCCCUCAGCACAGCUUGCACACAGUGAGUGAGACCGUGAACUAGGAGCUGGACACUUUUGUUUUUUUAUAUACGUGUUUAUGGGUGGGAGACCUGACAUUCCUUUUUGCUGGACAUCAAUGUAAAUAUGAGAAUGUAUCUUCAUCCUUUUGUCUUUACGUCUGUGCCUGCAGAACCAACAUCAGUCACAUGAACUCCAGAAAAGAGACGCAACACUUCCUGUUUUAUCUUUCAUGAACUGGUGUUCGAUAUGGAGGAACCUGCUCAUGAUGACACUUUGUACAAUGACAUUGACUCUAAACUGAGGAGUGUUCAAAGUUUUUAAACGAAAUGUCACAUCUCUAUCCGCAUGACUCAAAGAAACGAGCUGUAAAAUAUCCAGAAAUUGUAAAAUAAGAAAAAAUCAGUGGGUGUAAAUUCAGCACCAGCAGUUAGCCCCUUCAGUAGCAGUGCCGGACUUUGAAUGUACAAAAGACAUUUUAUGUCAUUGGCUAGGCUGCUUGUCACUCAUGCCCCUCCAAGGAAAAAGAGAGAGUUUUGUUUUUUCAUACAUUUUUCCCUCCUUCCGUUCUUCUGCACAACAACACAAAAACACCUCCCUUUUUCCUUGUAGAUAAACAGAAAAGAAACGAUUGUAUUGAAGCCUGACUGAAUGUCUUAACACCCCUCCUACACACACAUUCACUCUGCUCUUCCUUGUGUAUUGGUAGCUAAGGGGAUUCACUUUGAAUCAUCAUCAAAGGCACUCUUCACAUGCUGCCAAACGUAUUGUUUUUGUCUUGUUUUUUUUAAGGAAAGAAAUUCAUCUGUGUUUUAAAAGGAUUGUUGUGGAUAUUGGAGGAAGUAAAGGAGGUGACAUUGGAUCUGUUUCAGAAAUCAAUUUCAGUGGAGACCUGAACAGCUUCAUGUUCUCACAGCUCCUCAGCUGAAACGUUACACUCCCUGAGAGUCAAGGCGCCUUCUAUCUUUUGUGCUGUAAAACACUUUAAUUGUUUGAUCCCCAUCUGGAGGGAAGGAUACAAGUUAUUUUGAUUUCCCUGUUGAGAGGUGGUGUAUCUGUAGGUGUGUUUCAAACCUGAAUGUCUUACAUGAGGAGGAAUGAGUUUUUCCAUACAGUGUCUUGGUAAAGCAGGAUGUAGCUGCUGGUGUUAGUCAGCUUUUUUUUCUAAAGAAGGUCCAAGAGCAUCAAACUAAGCUGUUCCUCAGUCCUGCUGUCCACCUGUGGAAAUGGUUUCUUUAGGACUUAAAAUCAUUCUCAGAGCUGUAGUUUCCAUGAAACUGUCUUAGCAUACUCUUGCCACCUGGAUGUCUUUUUAACAGUAGCAUCAUGUGGGAAAUGUCCCAUCAGAAUAUAACCGUAGCAGAAUUGUGAGACGAGUCUCUAUCACAGUCUUGUUUACCUGUGUUCAUUAGCUGAGCUGAGUUUGAAUAGCUGAUUUGCCAACAUAGGGAGAGAGUCUGAUUGGUCAGAUUACAAUUGAGCACCAACCUAAUCUCCCAGAAUAACAUUUUUUCAUGGUAGAUACAAAAACUUGAGCUCACUCUUGUGAUACAGCUUUUUUUCAUUGCUCCUCACUGCCAAGGGGGAUCAGUGGAUCAGUGUUUUUUGUUUUUCUUUGUGUGUGUGCUCUCGUCACAGGUUCACUCACUUAACUGAUGUACAUUUAUACCUCAAAUUUUCACAGGUCAUGUCAGACUUGAGUCCCAUGUAGAAUACUGAGUAUUAUAGUAAUAUUUUAUUGGUCAGACUGCAUCAUGCCACUGUGACAACACCUUAAACGGUUAUUAUACUGGUAAUGGCUGGCUUAACAUUAGGCUUUUUUUAUUGCAAGGUUUGUAUGUGAUUUUUAGAUGCUGAGUGUCGCUCCAAUCAGAUUAGAAAAUGUGACCAUGUAUAUAAAUAUUUUCAGUCAUUUUUUUUUGUUUUUGUUUUGAUUUGUAUCGGCAUGAACUUUAUCUCAAACUGUGUAGUUCCUUUUUCAGCCAAAUACAUUCAAAUGUUUUGUAGUUCAUGUUGUGAAUCAUGACCAUUAGCAGUAUGACUGGCUGCUGUGCCUUAUACCCACAACUGAGGGAUAAUGUCUUUUUUUUAUAUAAAAACUUCUCAAUAGUCUGUGCAAUAUAUGCCUUAAACUUUAAAUGUGUGUUUUGUAUAAACAUUUCGAAAAAAUAAAAGUUCAGUUUUGCAUAAA
Xyrichtys novacula (pearly razorfish) is the source of this 7965-nucleotide messenger RNA. The record is from the annotation of a GenBank genome assembly. Lineage: Eukaryota; Metazoa; Chordata; Actinopteri; Labriformes; Labridae.